Lodderomyces margitis is the source of this 1320-nucleotide messenger RNA. RefSeq lists its product as uncharacterized. The record is from RefSeq and is a predicted model, not a curated record. The transcript has a single exon. The coding region runs from base 1 to 1320 and encodes 439 amino acids. NCBI's taxonomy places the organism in Eukaryota, Fungi, Ascomycota, Pichiomycetes, Serinales, Debaryomycetaceae.
AUGUUGUCACAACUAUUAGCACUACUAAUACUUGCAUUUUCUGUUUUAUGUCUGACAUAUUUCGAUGUAUCAGAUGGAGAUAGCUAUAUACUCAACGUAUUACAGGAUGAGGAUAGGGAAAUGAAAAUUGAAAACAUCUUGAGAAACCCUUUAAAGUACAAGGACUUUCCACCAUUGGUCAGUUCACCAAAGAAGACUCAAAGGACGUUGGAACAGGGUCACAUUCCUCAAUAUGUAAUAGACUACGCGCCAAUGGUGCAUUUGUACAGUGAAGAAAGAUAUCUCCCUUAUGAUAUCGGCGAGUACGUUACAAACUUUCAUGUGACGUUUGAAAAUGGUUCGGUGUACCCGGGCACCGAGGAGGACAUGAAUUUGGACAAAUUAUCCAAACUCAAACAUUCUUGUGACUUGUUUUUGACGUCAAACUCCGAUUUCGACAAAGAUCCCGACUGGAUUACUGGAGUCAAAAAUAAGCCUAGCUUAAUCAACGGAGAAAUCAAGAAUGCUCCUGCAACUUUAAUAGUUGUCGACAAAGGUUUUGGUUGGGUUGAUGCAUACUGGUUUUACUUUUAUUCGUUCAAUUUGGGUCCCUUUGUGAUGGGUCAAGGACCAUAUGGCAACCAUGUAGGAGAUUGGGAACAUUCAUUGGUGAGGUUCUACAAAGGGGAACCAGUCAUUGUCUGGAUGUCAGCACAUGGUGGUGGAGGUGCAUUUUAUUACCACAAUUUAGAAAAAUACGCAUUAGACCCAAGACAUCCAGUCAUUUUCAGUGCUAGAGGUACACACGCCAACUAUCCAAGUGUUGGUCAACAUCCACAUGAUUUGCCUUAUGACAUACUAAGUGACUUUACUGACCGUGGCCCAUUGUGGAAUCCAUCUAGAAACUAUCUUGGAUAUACCUACGAUGGAAAGCAUAUUUUUCCCUCGACAAACAACUCAAACCCCAAACACGUAGGACGUGAAUGGAGCUACGGAAAUUGGUUAUCAUUUAAAGGACACUGGGGCGACCAACAACUUGCAGAUGAUGACAAGAGACAAACUUAUUCAUUCAUUGGUGGGCACAAAUACAUCAAUGGUCCAACAGGCCCUCUUAUGAAGAAUUUACUUAGGGUAGUACCCUGCGAACGUGCCAAAUGGUGGAAUUUCUGGAGCGGAUGCAAUGUCAGACAAAAUAUCAAAUGGGGUGUAGGAAUAGAAAGUGAGGGAUACAACUGUGGUAACCUAUUUGUCAAGGUUCGUCCUAGAUGGUUAAAGACAAUUUUGCAAAAGGUUACAUGGGGUGGUGGUUUCUGCUAUAUUGUGGACUUGUUGUAUGGCUGA